AUGAGCGAAGACAUGCAACCAGCGAUACAUCCCCUUGUUCUUGACAAGGUUCCACAUGGAGAUGCUUGCCAUUCAGCCCUUGGUCUCGCCAGAGAUGCACUAUCUACUCCCAUCUUGAAUCAUUCUCUGCGUGUUUAUCUCCUCGCUCGAUUCAUUGCAGAGAGAGAAGACUCCCCUUUUGUGUCUGAGCACCGGAUAUCACUUCUAUUCGUGGCAGCCGUUCAUCACGAUAUGGGUGCGAGUCAUCUCUACAACGGUGCCCAGCGCUUCGAAAUCUGCUCGGCAGACUGUGCGAAGGCUCAUCUCGUCGAACAUGGCUAUUCCGAGGCUGAAGCUCACCAAGUCUGGACGGCUAUUGCGGUGCAUACAUCACCCGGCAUAGCAGAGCGUAUCGACCCCCUGUCUCGUCUGAUACGACUCGCUGUGCGAUCGGACUUUGGCUCGGAGGAAUACAGAAAAAGCAUGGGCGUGGACGGGUACUACAGGGAAAUAGAAGAGCUUCUACCAAGGCUAGAUGCAGAAAAAGCCCUCAGUGACGCAGUGGUUAAGCAGGCCAGCAAGAUUCCUCGCAUUGAUAGUCUCACCUGGCCCAGCGAUGCAAAGUUCCCUGCUGCGAGCUGGCCUGGGAUUCUGCUACGGGCACAUGCCGAGAACCCAGACCACGAGGGAGUGAACCCUGCCUUCUAG
Molecule: messenger RNA, 687 nt
Organism: Fusarium sp. VM40
Lineage: Eukaryota; Fungi; Ascomycota; Sordariomycetes; Hypocreales; Nectriaceae
Source: the annotation of a GenBank genome assembly